Molecule: messenger RNA, 1786 nt
Organism: Ipomoea nil (Japanese morning glory)
Lineage: Eukaryota; Viridiplantae; Streptophyta; Magnoliopsida; Solanales; Convolvulaceae
Product: polyubiquitin
Exons: 2
Coding region: 135-1508 (457 amino acids)
Biological process (GO): protein ubiquitination; modification-dependent protein catabolic process
Cellular component (GO): nucleus; cytoplasm
Molecular function (GO): ubiquitin protein ligase binding; protein tag activity
Source: RefSeq, a predicted model, not a curated record
AACAAGAUAAGCACUUUCUUCGCAAGGCGGUCGAGACACGCCUUUAUAAUCUUCUCCUCCCUCGCCCUUUCUCAUCCAUCAUACGAUUUCUCUAUUCUAUCCAAAUUUCUUCCUCCUCAAAACCUUCUCUCAAGAUGCAGAUCUUUGUGAAAACCCUAACCGGCAAGACCAUCACUCUCGAGGUCGAGAGUUCCGACACCAUCGAUAACGUUAAGGCUAAGAUCCAGGACAAGGAAGGAAUUCCCCCAGACCAGCAAAGGCUGAUCUUCGCCGGGAAGCAGCUCGAGGACGGCCGCACCCUCGCCGAUUACAAUAUCCAGAAGGAGUCAACCCUCCAUCUGGUGCUCCGUCUCAGGGGUGGGAUGCAGAUCUUCGUGAAAACCCUAACCGGCAAGACCAUAACUCUCGAGGUCGAGAGUUCCGACACCAUCGACAACGUCAAGGCCAAGAUCCAGGACAAGGAGGGAAUUCCACCAGACCAGCAAAGGCUGAUCUUCGCCGGAAAGCAGCUUGAGGACGGCCGUACCCUGGCCGAUUACAACAUCCAGAAGGAGUCAACUCUCCACUUGGUGCUCCGUCUCAGGGGUGGGAUGCAGAUCUUCGUGAAAACCCUCACGGGUAAGACAAUCACCCUGGAAGUUGAGAGCUCCGACACCAUUGACAACGUCAAGGCCAAGAUCCAGGACAAGGAGGGUAUCCCACCAGACCAGCAGAGGCUGAUCUUCGCCGGAAAACAGCUCGAGGAUGGCCGAACCCUCGCCGAUUACAACAUCCAGAAGGAAUCCACCCUCCACUUGGUUCUCCGUUUGAGGGGUGGCAUGCAGAUCUUUGUCAAGACCCUUACCGGCAAGACAAUCACUCUCGAGGUGGAAAGCUCCGACACCAUUGACAACGUCAAGGCAAAAAUCCAGGACAAAGAAGGAAUCCCCCCAGAUCAGCAGAGGCUUAUCUUCGCUGGAAAGCAGCUCGAAGAUGGCCGAACCCUGGCCGAUUACAACAUUCAGAAGGAGUCUACCCUUCAUUUGGUGCUGAGGCUGAGGGGUGGGAUGCAGAUCUUUGUCAAGACCCUCACCGGCAAGACAAUCACCCUUGAGGUGGAAAGCUCCGACACUAUUGACAAUGUCAAGGCAAAAAUCCAGGACAAAGAAGGAAUCCCCCCAGAUCAGCAGAGGCUUAUCUUUGCUGGAAAGCAGCUCGAGGAUGGCCGCACCCUGGCCGAUUACAACAUCCAGAAGGAGUCUACCCUUCAUUUGGUGCUCCGUUUGAGGGGUGGGAUGCAGAUUUUUGUGAAGACCCUGACUGGAAAGACCAUUACUUUGGAGGUGGAAAGCUCUGAUACUAUUGACAAUGUGAAGGCCAAGAUUCAAGACAAGGAGGGUAUCCCACCAGACCAGCAGAGGUUGAUCUUUGCUGGAAAGCAGUUGGAAGAUGGAAGGACUCUGGCUGAUUAUAACAUCCAGAAAGAGUCCACCCUGCACCUUGUUCUCCGUCUCCGUGGUGGUUUCUAAAGAGCCUCACUGUCCUGUUUGAAUUGCUUGGUUUGUGUGUUAAGUGCCAAAGCUAUAGUAACUUGGCACUGCUGGUGAAUUGUGUUUGUUUUGCUUUUGGUUGAUGAACCCAUGAAGGUUAUGUUUCCUUGAAUAAUAAUAAUAAUAAUAAUAGCAUUACUAUUAUUAUUAUUAGGUCCUACUAUUUUGUUAGCCCCAUUUGUUCUGAACUCUGUUUACUUUUAGUUUAAUGUUAUUAAUAUAUUUUACCAGGUAAAAUGUAAUACUAUUUUAUAGAA